Molecule: messenger RNA, 2017 nt
Organism: Clupea harengus (Atlantic herring)
Lineage: Eukaryota; Metazoa; Chordata; Actinopteri; Clupeiformes; Clupeidae
Product: zgc:64022
Molecular function (GO): GTPase activity; GTP binding
Source: RefSeq, a predicted model, not a curated record
AUGUGAGGCAUUUCGGUCCCCUGCCUCCGGAGUGCACGACGCAGCAUUUGCGAGGCGCUCAGCCCUUUCAUUGGCUCAUGUGUCUGUCGAUCGACAAUGAGGGCCCGCCCACCCUAGUAUAUAUGUGCGGUGCCUUCUUCUCCUCUCUCCAGCGUCUGAUUGUUAACGAAAAGAGAACUGUCUAGCUUUCAAAUGGUUGUUCAAGUGAAUCAGCGAACGCGCAGCAGCAGCAAGACGAUGGAAGGAAACCAGCAAAGAGCAGAAGCAAAUAUUUUGUUAUUGGGAGCAGAAAACGUGGGGAAAUCUGCACUCACAGUGAGAUUCCUCACCAGAAGGUUCAUUGGAGAAUACGGUGAUAUAGACUCUAUAUACAGCCACAGCGAUAAAAUUGACGGACGGGAUAUCGGUUUCAACAUCUGGGACGCCUCAUACUCCCAGGGUGGAGAUGAGGUCGGGCACAUAGGCGAGCGACAGCUCCAGUGGGCGGACGGCGUCAUCAUGGUCUACAGCAUCUGUGACCGGGCUAGCUUCAACGUGGUGCGGCAACAGGUGCAGCGUAUCCGGCAAGCCAAGAAUAAACUGUCCGGCGCCGUACCUAUCAUCAUCGUGGGCAACAAACGGGACCUCCAACACCGCCGAACCGUUUCCAGCGAGGAGGGUCGCCUGCUCGCGCUCUCCGCGGACUGCGGAUUCUUCGAGAUCUCCGCCGCGGAAACGUAUCACGGGGUGCUGUUGGUGUUUCACGAAAUGUUCGAGCUGAUCCGUGAAGCAAGAGCCUUGAAGAAAGGCACCGCCGGAUUCCGAGGCAUAGUGAGGAGCAUGUCGGCGGUGUUUGGACGCAAGCGAACGGAGUGAGACUGUCUGUCUGUUUCUGAAAAGUCCACGUUCAGUCUGGGCGACUGCUGUGAGAUCUACGGCGAAAGCACUAAAUCAGGGAGAGCGUCUAAGCAUUCGUCCUACUGCCAGUAUGGUAACACUGGGACAGAUCUAUGCUGUAGCAUGGACGUAUUGGACCCUAACUAAAGAGCCGCGUCAGAAGGUUUUUAGAUCAGGGGAAAGUCAUCUAUUGUUAUUAGAUCACUGGUCCUAAGUCAGUAAGUUAAAGGAGAAACAUGAAGUUGUCCACAAGCAGCAUAGCUGUGCAGUGAAGUGAUGCACUAUGAAGGAUCCAGAUGAAGGUGCUUCUUAACCUCCACCUAUGCAAGUGAAAAUGAUUGCCUACUCAAAGUGACUCGGCUCGCAUCCAUCCACUAGGAUCCUAGCUAGAUGGCUGUUCUCUCUCUGUCUCAUUUGGGUGUCCAAUUAUGUGAUCAAAUGAGUCUAAUGCCUUUCUUAUAUGAAUACACAGCUUGAGUUCUGUUUAUGUUUAAUCCAGUGGCGAUGUAAACCAUGUUUAGGAUUACAUUCCAGACGAGUUCCGUGUAAGGCUGUUGUAACGCCUAGGCAGAAAUGCAUUCUAACACAUAUCAAACCUCACUGGCUAUAUAUAUAUAUGCUCAGUGGCCAUGCGUCAUAGCAUCUGUGAGAUGUAAUGUCGUAGGAAUGAACGUAGAGUUUGGCUCAGCCACGCUGUGUUCUGGUUUACUACAGCCUAAUGUACCUGCAGUAGCUGGAAGAAUCCUGCCCAGAUUAGGGCCAGAUGAAGCCUGACAAUGUUUGAGGUUCAUUGGUCACCUGGGCGGAACAUUUGACCUGCUGGGAUGGUCUGUUCUAAACUGAUCUGAUUUGGUUUGGAUUUCUUUAAUCUGCUGUUAAUUUGAAGUUUAUAUGAUCUGUGAUUUUAUAAACAUGACAGCUGUAUUAUUUUGACUAUUUCUCUUUUCAAGGUGAAGAUGAUGUUUAUUCUACUGUUUAUAUUGCCAGAGAGAUUAUUUCUGUACAUAGUAUUUAUAGUGUUGAGGUCUUUAUGUAAAUAUUACAAUUUUGUAAUAAAACAACAAAACAAUUCAAUCUGCCUUCUUUCAAAUUGCUUCCCUGAUAAGCAGGACUCACUUUCAGCUUACUGAGAGUGUGUUUG